This is a messenger RNA of Suillus plorans, 1230 nucleotides long. RefSeq lists its product as uncharacterized. NCBI's taxonomy places the organism in Eukaryota, Fungi, Basidiomycota, Agaricomycetes, Boletales, Suillaceae. The record is from RefSeq and is a predicted model, not a curated record. The transcript has 5 exons. The coding region runs from base 1 to 1230 and encodes 409 amino acids.
AUGUCUUCCCUCGCAGAAUCUUUAUAUUUAGACAGCGUUCGGAAUCCUGAAUCAUCUUGCGCUGAUCCCGACGAUAGUGACUCGGAUCGCGUUGUAAAUCAAAGUCCAGAUCUCCAAGAAAGUAGCAACGACGAAUAUACCGGUACCCCCACAAAGAACAAUACAACCACCAUCUAUUCAACCCCUACCAGUCGCUCGGAACCUAAUUCAUCACUUUCUCACCGAGCGCGUAACGAACUCUGGAAAUUAUGUCACAAGAUCUAUGGCGAUUGCCUUUGCCUUGUCACGCUGAGAGAUUCUGCCUUAAUUCUCCAGAUAGCGCAUGUCAUUCAACGCAGGAGCAAAAGCGAUGAUUUCACGCUCUAUGAAUAUUGCCUCGGCUUAGAAUAUAGACAUUUUCAUGUUGACAGUAGGAGAAACAUGUUCUAUUUAAGCCCGGACUGGCAUGCAUACUUUGAUAGGAAUGGAUGGUUUCUACUGCCGGAUAUGCACACACUGGAAGAAGUCAACGGUCAUGUCACAGCAGUUAUCGAAUCGAGGAAAAACCCCACGUCUAAUGUUAGCAAAUCUUUCCGGUCGAAGUGGAGGCUCAAAACGAAAACGCAAUACACCCUCAUAUCCAUAUCCUGCUCAGAUCCAUUCUUUCGCAGAUCGAUUGCUCAUCAAUACCCUUACCUUGACCUCCCAUUACUUGAAUGUCAUGUCGCGCCUCCGUUUACCGUGAUAAAUGCAGGGCCCAAGUGCGAAAGAGAUCAGAUAGAUCAGAUCGUUCUUCGUCGUUAUCCGCAACAGACAGAAGGGUCUACUAUGGAAUCAGACGCCAAGGAACUUAAACAACGACUUACGCUCCUAUGUGACGCUUGGGAUCUUUUCAUGGAUCCGGAUGUGAGAGCAGCUGCGAAGGCUUGGGAGAAGUCAGAAACGGGCGGUAAGAGGAAGAGAGAACAGAGCGACGCUGGUCAGACGGACGGACGUAGCACACGGUCGAAAACGCGCUCUGGACAUGGUGGCAAUCGCAAACGUAAACGGUCACCCAAUUCAAGUGGGGCCACUCUCACCGAGCAUGCAGUCUCACAUCUCGAAAAGCGACAGAAGGCGGACAACUGGGAAACGAGCAUCAGACACUGGGUUGCGGAGUCGACCAGGGCCUCAUCCCUAGACCCAAGCCUUCCGCUUGAUUUUACAUCGAUACUUGCCUGUACUACUGUUGACAGCAUAACGAAUGUUUGA